GAUGCAAAAGAGAAAGUGUGCAUACCAUUAGUAUAGUUGAAAGAGCGAAAAAGAUUGUAUACUAAGGAAGUCACACAGAGAAGUGAUAUAUUGAAUCAUAAUAUGAACAUUUCGAACUCUACAUUACGUGGAUAUUGUCCCAAUUGCGGACGCAUAACAGAAUCGAUCUCAAGUUUCACAACUCGCAGUGAUCAUAGUAUAGAGAGGGGACUUUAUUGUAUGAGCUGCUACUCCCUAGUACCUAGUUUAGUGGCACUUAUAACGAUGGCAGCAGAUGGUAACCAGAUACGCUUUUCAGAUUUAGCCAAUAACAGCAUAUUAAACCCCGUUUCUGAUGGAGAAAGCUCACAGUUGGAGUUACCGGAAGGGUGCUGCGACUUUACCACGAACGAAAUCUUACAUGUCCUCACCACCUUCAAGUCUGGACUCCCGCCAGAGGAAGUUCAAAAUUUCGUUGACAGUCAUGUUAAGAAGAAAAAUGACUAUAGUGUAGAUCCUGGCUGCUAUGUCGAGAGUGAACAUCCUAGUGGCUGCAUGGAAAACGGUACCUCUGUGUUAGCAGCAAGGCCUGAAAAUCCCUUGGCCAGUACAGGCUCAAAUAAGCAUAGCAGGGAUGAGGUCAAAGGUCAUAGUCAGCAUGAAGAUUUAACAGCGGAUAUUCUCCCCUGUUCAAUCUGCCUUGUAGAAAUAUUGGGAUCCACAGAAUGUAUCGUAAAGCUCUUCUGUGGCCACUAUUAUCAUCAAACGUGCCUGAGGAAGUGGUUGGAGGAACGAAAGUACACCUGCCCCAUGUGCAGAAAGCCCCUCAUUGUGGAAUGA
Messenger RNA from Phytomonas sp. EM1, 819 nucleotides. The record is from the annotation of a GenBank genome assembly. Lineage: Eukaryota; Euglenozoa; Kinetoplastea; Trypanosomatida; Trypanosomatidae.